AUGGACUCUUUAUACAGCUGGAAUGAUUCAACGAAGAUUGGCAUUGCUCUUACCUCGCUAGGAGUGUUCUUCAACUUUAUAGGCAUCGUGAUGUUUCUGGAUAGUGUUCUUUUGACUAUGGGAAACGUUCUUUUCGUUGCUGGCAUCGCAUUAGUUAUGGGUCCAAGUCGAUUCAAGUCCUUCUUCCUGUUUCGCCGCCGUGCGUCCUGCUGCUUCUUCAUUGGGAUGCUUCUCAUCAUGUUGGGACGGUCACUCAUAGGUCUCAUGAUACAGGGGUUUGGUACCCUGAACCUCUUCGGAAACUUCUUUCCGAUGGUAGCGCGCGUUUUAGAGUCUGUCCCGCUUCUCGGACCGGUAAUGCUUUCGCCGCCCGUACAAAAGUUAUUGUCAUUGCUCGGUUUGCAGGCCCGGGGUAACCGAAAUGUGUAA
Molecule: messenger RNA, 429 nt
Organism: Trypanosoma brucei brucei TREU927
Lineage: Eukaryota; Euglenozoa; Kinetoplastea; Trypanosomatida; Trypanosomatidae
Exons: 1
Coding region: 1-429 (142 amino acids)
Biological process (GO): retrograde transport, endosome to Golgi; endoplasmic reticulum to Golgi vesicle-mediated transport
Source: RefSeq, a predicted model, not a curated record